AUGCAACUUAUCUCCCGCAACACCCUCGCUGGCCCGUCCCGCCUUCUCGCGCGCCCCUCCCUCCUUCUCCCGGCCUACCGCUCCCACUCAUCCGCCUCCGCCUCCGCCCCGCGUCCAUCACACGCCUACAUCCCUCCCAUCCCCUCCGCCGCAGAUACUCAAGUCAAGCCAGCAGAAGAUACCCGAGCGACCGCGACCUCACCCACCAACCUCUCUCCGGAGGAGAAGGAGCUCAUUGCGCGGAUCGUGAGGGUCGAUCAGGCGGGCGAACUGGGUGCGAAUUGGAUAUAUAGGGGACAGAAGUGGGGGAGUGCGAUGCGGGGGGAUAGUAAGACGGUCAAGCAGGUCGAGGAAAUGUGGGAGAGCGAAAAGCAUCAUCUUGCGACCAUGCGGCUUGUGCAGACGCAGCAUAGUGUGCGGCCGACGAUACUCUACCCAGUCUGGCAGGGGAUGGCAUUUGGUCUGGGGGCGGUGACGGCGCUUAUGGGAAGGGAGGCGGCUAUGGCGUGUACGGAAGCGGUUGAGACUGUCAUUGGGGAGCAUUAUGACGACCAAAUCAGAUCGCUGAAGCCCCUUCUCGAGACCAAAUCAGGCGUAGCACCUCAUCCAUCAUUACCCCUUUUGAAGGGGGUUCUGGAGGAGUUCCGGGAUGAUGAGCUGGAGCACCUGGAUACCGCAGUGGAAGAGGGAGCGCAGAAGGCACCGGGACAUAGCCUGCUCAGUGCGAUCAUUGGAGCAGGGUGCCGAGUAGCUAUCAAGGUGUCUGAGAGGGUGUAG
Molecule: messenger RNA, 777 nt
Organism: Dioszegia hungarica
Lineage: Eukaryota; Fungi; Basidiomycota; Tremellomycetes; Tremellales; Bulleribasidiaceae
Product: ubiquinone metabolism-related protein
Exons: 3
Coding region: 1-777 (258 amino acids)
Biological process (GO): ubiquinone biosynthetic process
Cellular component (GO): mitochondrial inner membrane
Molecular function (GO): 3-demethoxyubiquinol 3-hydroxylase activity
Source: RefSeq, a predicted model, not a curated record